Messenger RNA from Prunus armeniaca (apricot), 486 nucleotides. Lineage: Eukaryota; Viridiplantae; Streptophyta; Magnoliopsida; Rosales; Rosaceae. The record is from the annotation of a GenBank genome assembly.
AUGGGUAGUGCUGGAGGGUUGAGUUUUUGGUGGGAUGAUAACAUUGAUCUCGAGGAGAAUGAGGCUUGCUGGAACUUUCUCGAAGGUGUCCUCAGAUAUACCGACCUUCCAUGGUUAUGCGGUGGUGACUUCAAUGAAAUCUUAUGGUCUUUUGAGAAAAAAGGUGGUUUUGAGCAGCCUUCCAACAGACCCUGCUACCUUCACAACUUCAUGAAGAAGGCGGGGCUCAUUGAUUUGGGUUACCAGGGAUCGAGCUUCACUUGGAGGGCUCACAGGCAGAAUGGUAUUUUUGUUCAGGAAAGACUCGAUAGAGUUUUGGGGAACUUACCAUGGCAGGAGUCAUGGCCAAGUACUUCCAUUAGUCACCACCCGGCCAUCGGUUCGGAUAACAAUCCACUGGUCUUGGAGACAACCAUGUAUCAUAAAAAUCAUAUAAGGCAGUUCAAGUUUGAAGCUUAUUGGGCUGAUGAGGUGGAGGCUAAAUAG